Messenger RNA from Closterium sp. Yama58-4, 5571 nucleotides. NCBI's taxonomy places the organism in Eukaryota, Viridiplantae, Streptophyta, Zygnematophyceae, Desmidiales, Closteriaceae. The record is from the annotation of a GenBank genome assembly.
AUGGCUUCCCCCAGUGUCCUCACUUUUGACGCUGAGGGUCGGGCCAUUGACUUUGACGUCUGGGUAGAUGACCUGCAGCUUUUCCUGCUGAGCGAUAGAGCAGACGGUCUCUCCCUCUUUGACCUCACCUCUGGUGCCUCUCCUGCCCCUGCUGCUGAUGCUGACGCCACUGUUCGCUCACAGUGGGCCACGCGCGAUGCUGCUGCCCGCCUUGCUGUGCGCCGCCACUUGCCGACCGCUGAGCGUGCGCACUUUAGCCAGUACAAGAGUGCUAAGACCUUGUACGACGCUGUAGUUGCUCGCUACUCUUCCCCUGCCACUGCUGCGCUUAGCCGCCUCAUCCUACCGUACCUCUUCCCUGACCUCGCCGCUUUUCCCACUGUCGCUGACCUCAUUACGCACCUUCGCACUAGUGACACUCGCUACCGCGCUGCGCUUCCUGCUGAGUUCUGCGCCAAGAACCCCCCCCCCCCAUCGGGAGACGCCGCCCUGGCAAGGGCAAGGGGGGCAAGGGUGCUGGAGGGGCUGGAGGGGGCGGUGGAGGCGGAGGUGGAGGUGGUGGAGGGGGUGGGGGUGGCGGUGGGGGUGGUGGCGGGGGUGGGGGCGUCGGUGGCGGGACUGGAGGUGGAGGUGGAGGCGGCGGUGGCGGUGGGAGCGGAGGUGGCGGAGGUGGCGGUACUGGAGGAGGUAGCGGCGGAGGCGGUGGAGCUGGUCGGGGUGGCGCUGCGCAGAGGGUUUAGUCCGGUGGUGCGGGGCGGGGGUGCUGGCCCCUGUACCUACGUUCUCCGUACCGGCGACCGGGCGGGUGAGCAGUGUGGGGGCGCGCACUCCACCCAGCGCUGCUUCGGCCGUCUGACGGACGCGUGGCGCCACCAGUUCCCCGACGCUACUGAGAUCCCUCGCUGGGGCGAGCUGUCUAGGGCGGGUGUUGCGAUCUAUGAUCUUGAUUAUGAUGCUAUUCUUGCUGCCAUGUAUGCUGUGACUAUUAGUGAUGAGGGUGACUGUUACCGGUGUUUUCCGCCUGACCCAGGCAUAGAGGCUGCUGCGCUAGGUACUUGUGAGGCUGCUGCUCUAGGUGCCAGUGCGUCUGCCGCCCCAGGUGCCGGUGAGUUUGCGCUCUCAGGUGCUGCGUCGUCACCGGACACCCACACCUUCACCCUUGACUCGGGUGCUUCCCGCUCCUUCUUUCGAGACUGCACCACUCUCACGCCGCUCAGUCGGCCUGUUGCGGUCUCCCUGGCAGACCCCUCUGGGGGUCCUGUCCUUGCCCACUACUCCACUGUCCUACCGUGUCCGGCGGUCCCGUCUGGCUCCCUGUCGGGUCUUUACCUCCCCUUGUUCUCUACGAACUUGGUGGCGGGUGCUGACCUCCAGGAUGCAGGAGUUGACCAGUUCACCCCUGCGCGUCAGCGGGUGACCCACUGCACGUGUGCGGACACGGGCCGACACUUGGCCACGUUUGCCCGUCGGCCGGGGUCGAGCCUGUACACACUGACUACUGAGUCUCCUCCAGUCACUGAGUCUGCUCAGGUAGCUGCGUCGGGUCAGGUGUUUGCUGCGGCGUCCAGGUCUGGUCCUGAGUCUGCCCCCUGCUCGUGUCGUCUCCUGUCCCACCGGACUCUCCUUUGGCACCACCGCCUUGGUCACCCCUCCCUGCCUCGUCUUCGAGGCAUGGCUUCCCGUCUUCUUGUCUCUGGCCUCCCCCGGUCCCUCCCUCCUCUUCCUCCGGGGCCUGCCCCUACCUGCGUCCCCUGCGUCGAGGGGCGGCAGCGCGCUGCCCCUCACUCCUCCGAGUUUCCUCCGACAGAGGCUCCGCUGCAGACGCUUCACAUGGACGUGUGGGGCCCAGCCCGCGUCCGUGGGCAGGGUCACGAGCGUUACUUCCUGCUGGUGGUUGACGACUACUCGCGUUACACCGCAGUCUUCCCCUUGCGCAGCAAGGGUGACGUCACUGAGGUGUUGAUCGCCUGGAUCCGCGCAGCUCGUCUCCAGCUCCAGGAGAGUUUCGGCUCGGACUUUCCUGUUCGGCGUCUGCACUCUGACAGAGGCGGAGAGUUCUCCUCCGACCUUAUGCGGGCCUUCUGUCGUGCACGAGGCAUCCGCCAGACCUUCACGCUUCCGGACUCUCCGCAGCAGAAUGGGAUUGCUGAGCGCCGCAUCGGCAUGAUCAUGGACGUCGCUCGUACGUCCAUGAUCCAUGCGGCUGCUCCCCAUUUUCUGUGGCCGUUUGCGGUUCGGUACGCGGCGCAUCAGAUCAACCUUCACCCCCGGGUCUCCAUGCCGGAGACCUCCCCUGCUUUGCUGUGGACGGGGAAGGCUGGCGAUGCGUCUGCGUUCCGUGUCUGGGGAUCUAGGGCGUUUGUCCGCGACUUGUCUGCGGACAAGCUGUCCUCUCGUGCUGUUCCCUGCGUCUUCCUUGGCUUUCCCCCUGACGCGCCAGGCUGGCAGUUCUACCACCCCACCUCGCGCCGUGUCUUCGCGUCCCAGGACGUCACCUUUGACGAGUCGGUUCCCUACUACCGUCUCUUCCCCUACCGCACUGCGUCCCUCCCUCCCCCGCCGCUCUUCCUUACGCCAGGUCCCCCUCCGGUAGACCCCCUCCCCCCUCAGGGUCCUGCUCCCUCAGGUGUGUCCCAGGUAGAUGCAGUUGAGCCUGUCGAGGUAGCUGUUGACUCUGGUGCUGCUGGUGGUGCUGAGCCUGGGGGUGCUGGGUCUGGGGGUGCUGCGACUGGGGGUGCUGAGCUUGAGGGUACUGCGGAGCCUGGGGGUGUUGAGCCUGGGGGUGCUGAGCCUGGGGGUGCUGAGCCUGGGGGUGCUGAGCCUGGGGGUGCUGCGCCUGGGGGUGCUGAGCCUGGGGGUGCUGUGUCUCGGAGUGCGGAGCCUGAGGGUGCUGGACCUGCUCGUGUGGCGUCUGGUGGUGCUGAGCCUGGCGGUUCUUCGGCUGGUGGUGCUGCGGACGCUGGAGGUUCUGCUGCUGCUGAGGGUGCUGGUGCAGAGGGUCCCAGAGGUGCUCGUACAGGGUGUACUGGAGCUGCUGGGCCUACGGGUGCUCCUCCUAUUGGGACUGGUGGUGCUACUGGUGCUGCUGGCGUUGGUGCUGCUGGUGCUCCUGGAGCUGGAGCUGCUGCGUCUUCGGGUGGUCCGACUGGAGCUGGGGCUACUGGGGGUGUUGGCGCUGGAGGUGCUGCUGGCGCUGGUGCUGCUGAGGGUGCUGGAGUUGGUGCUCCUGGAGCUGGGGGCACUCCUGGUACUGGUGCUCCCGUUGGGAGUGCUGGUGCUGUUCCUGCUGGCACUGGUGGAGCUGCGCGGCCACGGCCGUACUUCGUCCCGAUCCUUGAGCAGGUUCUUGGUCUUCCGUCCUCUCUUGGUCCUGCUCCUUCCUUAGCGUGUCCGCCUCCUGUCCAGUCCGAGUCGCAGUUACCGCCGGCCUCCCCGCUUCCUUCUCCUUCUCCCUACACUGGUCCUACUGGAGGUCUUGCUGAGCGUCGUGAGCCUGCGUCUCGCCCUGCGUCGCCUGUCCGCGCUGCUCGCACUAGUGGUCGUGGUUCACGUCAGCGUCCUCCCCCUGUCCCCGGCACGCACCGGAUGUCUCUGCAUCCUUACACUGCUCCUCUGCGUGCCCCUUUGCCUUCUCCUCCCGCGUCCUCUCUUCCUGACCUUCCUGACCCUGAGUCGGACUCCCUUCGUGCUGCGCGUCCUACUGUCACGCGUCUCCUUGCUACUGUCGUCACUGACCCUUCCUUUGAGUCUACUGCUGCGUCUGCUCUGGUUGCUGAGCUUGUCGACUUCGCUGCCCGCUGUCGCCUUGACUACGCUGCCAGUCUCGUCGCUGCGUCUGAGUCUGUCUGUCCUCCGUCCGUCGGGGGUGAGUGUGCUCUUGGCACGGACGUCCUUGAGGAUAGGCAGGAGGAGUUCCAGUGCUUGGCUGCUGCUUCACCUCAUCUCGUGUCCAUGCUGCUUGCCCCUGAGGGAGACCCGGAUGCACUUGACAUCCCGACUCCGCGCUCUUACGCGGAGGCGAUAGAGGGUCCCUACUCCUCUCAGUGGCAGGCAGCCAUGGACGCAGAGAUGGCUUCCUGGAAGUCCACAGGCACCUACGUUGACGAGGUUCCCCCUCCUAGGGCGAACAUCGUCAGUGGCAUGUGGAUUUUCAGGGUGAAGCGGCCGCCGGGUUCUCCGCCUGUCUUCAAGGCGCGUUACGUGGCUCGUGGCUUCAGUCAGCGGCAGGGAGUUGACUACUUUCAGACCUUCUCUCCCACCCCGAAGAUGACCACUCUUCGGGUACUGCUGCACAUAGCCGCUCACCGAGACUACGAGCUCCACUCUCUUGACUUCAGCACUGCUUUCUUGCAGGGCAGCCUGCAUGAGGAGAUCUGGCUGCGCCGCCCACCUGGCUUCACUGGGACUUUUCCUCCUGGCACCCAGUGGAGCCUCCGGCGGCCAGUCUACGGUCUCCGCCAGGCGCCUCGUGAGUGGCACGACACACUGAGGACUACACUUGCGGCUCUUGGGUUUGCUCCUUCUACUGCCGACCCGUCGCUAUUUCUGCGCACCGACUCUUCCUUGCCGCCGUUCUACAUCCUCGUGUACGUCGACGACUUGGUCUUUGCUACAGCUGACACUGCUGGACUUGCCUACGUGAAGUCCGAGCUGCAGAAGAGACACACAUGCACAGACCUGGGUGAACUGCGCAGCUACCUUGGCUUGCAGAUCACCCGGGACAGAGCACAGCGCACCAUUACCCUGACUCAGUCACACAUGGUGCAGCAGGUCCUUCAGCGCUUCGGCUUCACGUACUCCUCGCCUCAGGCCACUCCUCUGCCUACACGCCACUCGCUCUCAACUCUGCCUUCGGAUGAGUCCGUAGAGUCGAGUGGCCCGUACCCAGAGCUUGUCGGCUGCCUCAUGUACCUGAUGACCUGCACUCGACCUGACCUUGCAUACCCUCUUAGCAUUCUGGCACGCUAUGUUGCUCCUGGGAGACACAGACCAGAGCACAUGGCUGCAGCGAAGAGGGUGUUGCGCUACUUGUGCAGUACGUCGGGCAUGGGGCUUGUGCUUGGAGGGCAGAGUUCAGUGGUCCUCACUGGUCACGCAGACGCUUCUUGGGCUGACGACCAGGCUACGCAGCGGUCGUCACAGGGUUACACCUUCAGCCUUGGCUCCGGCUCUGUUUCGUGGCGAUCUACCCGCUCGUCUUCUGUUCUCGGCUCCAGCUGUGAGGCUGAGAUCUACGCAGGGGCCAUGGCUGCACAGGAGCUACGCUGGCUCACCUACCUGCUGACUGACCUGGGAGAGCCGCCUCGUUCUCCUCCAGUGCUGUACGUAGACAACAAGGCCAUGCUGGCCUUGUGUCGGGAGCACAGACUGGAGCACAGAACAAAGCACAUCGCUCUCCGCUACUUCCUUGCUCGUGAGCUGCAGCAGCGUGGUCAGCUGCGCCUUGCUUACGUGGCCUCUGAGGCCAACACUGCUGAUAUCUUCACCAAGGCACUCGCGCCUUGUGAUCAUCAGCGCUUCUGUACUCUGUUAGGUCUUGUGCCUACCUUGCCUCACUUGCUUACUUCUUGA